Molecule: messenger RNA, 168 nt
Organism: Paramecium pentaurelia
Lineage: Eukaryota; Ciliophora; Oligohymenophorea; Peniculida; Parameciidae
Source: the annotation of a GenBank genome assembly
AUGUUAAAGGAUGAAAUUUUCCACCAUCUAUGGAUAAAGAUGAGAGAAUUAAAUUUGAGAAUAAAGAUGGUGAAAGAAAUUGGCAUUUUAGGAAUUCCAGGAAAGUAUCACAAUUUGACUAUCAAAUUUAAUAACAAUGACAGUUCGAUGAAGAAAAGUGUGAUUUGA